AUGUCGGUUUCGGGUCUGAAGGCCGAAUUGAAGUUUUUGGAGUCAAUUUUUGACACAAACCACGAACGUUUCAGAAUUAUCGAUUGGAAGCCGGAUGAGCUUAGUUGUCAGUUUAAUGUAACCGGUGAAAAACUGUUGAUAAUACAUUGCAACAUCACGGUAAGAAAGACGCUAGCUACGUAGCUAGUUAGCACAGGGCUAGCGAUAAACAUGACGAAUUUGGAAUUCUCAAGCCGAACACUGCGAAUACACAAAUCAGCUAGCUAGCUAGCUCUGUUUUUGGAGAUCGUUAGCCACAUAAUAUAGAAAUGUGUUUGAGACUUUUCAGUUAGUUUAUACUUUAUCAACGGGCCAUAUGUCCAGUUAUAGUUAGCUAUGCUAGCUAACUUGUUAGCAAACAAGAAAUAAGCUCAUAUUUGUAAACGUUACCGUUGGUUGUUAUAAGCUAGUAGGCUAAUGCGUCUGGAAAAAACUGAGAAUGUAUUUUGCCACCCAGCCAAUCUAUAAAUUGUUUCUGAUAUUUGUACCUUAUUUUGCUGAUACAAUAACUUGUCACAAGGUAACGUGACCUGUGAACACAAUUGCUGACUAAUGGAGAUAAAGAAUAGUCCUGCGUAAAAGGAUUGUUCGCAUUAGCUAGCUAGCUAAAAACCAGGACAUAACGUUAAAAGUCAGUGCGUGACUAGGUAGGUAGGUAGGUAGUGCGUGUUGCAUAUUUAUGGAUGCCUCUAUAUGUGAGAUAUAAUUAUUUUAUUCUGAAGUAGCUUCACCUACUAGCUACUUAACUAGUAAAUUAGCUAUUUCUGUUUGUAGAUAUAGCGUGUCAGUUCAGCCCUGUUCCAUUAGAGCUUUGCCUAGUAAUGAUGUGAUCAACUUGAUCAUCCCUCCCCUCCCAGGAGUCAUACCCUUCCACACCUCCAAUCUGGUUUGUUGACUCUGAUGACCCAAGUCUGACAGAGGUGUUGGAGCGCCUGGAAGAUGUCAGAAAAGGCACCUCUUUGGUAAGUCACUCACCUGUGUGUGUGUGUGUGUGUGUGUGUAGACUUGACUUUUCUUCUUUCAACACGAUAUGCUGUAGGAUGUAGCACCAGCUCUCAUGGAAGGCAUAGGCCCUAAUACCACCUACACAAUUGGUUGAUUGUAAAAAGGGUCAGUCACACUAUAUGUAUUUUAUCCAAAGUGAAUUAGUCAUGCGUGCAUACGUUUUUACAUAUGGGUGGCCUUAGCGGGAAUUGAACCCACUACCCUUGCAGUUGUAAGCGCCAUGUUCUACUGACUGAAGGCGUCCGUCCGCAUGCUUCCCAUCCGAGAAACAGUUCGGAACAGUUUGUGCAUAUAUUAUGACAUUUUGUGAUGUUUUGGUAUUUGGCAAGCGCUUUUUCGUCUGUUCGUGCGAAACAUUUCUCAAGGCAAGCCGAAGUCUACGCCCCCUUCGUCAGUGAUUGGGCAACAGUAGGGAUUCUUCAAUGAAGUGUUUAUCAUUCAACUAGCUAAUCGUUUUCAUGCACAUUUUUUCACUUGAAAUACGGAACCAAACACCUUAGAUGUAAAAUUGCGUGACUAAGAUCUCCUCUGCAAAAACGUCAAAAAUGAAUGACACAUUUCUUCAGUUAUCUUUGAUUAAUUCGGACUAUUUUGAGGAAGUGGAUACUGGCUACGGCGUCUCAAGAUGGAGAAAUUGUACUAUUGCUGCUUUUUCCCCCCUUGUUUUUCAAGGCGAAGGUCUUUAAGGGAGUAUGCGAGCACACUCGUUCGGUCCUCAGCUAGGCGCCAGCUGAACAGAAGCAUGCGGAAGGCUUGAGCCACGUAGAACACUGACUGUAAGUCGCUCUGGCUCAUAUGGAAAUCAUAGUACCUCCUUCACAAUUGGUUGAUAAGUUACUGGCAACUAGGUCGUGGCCGGAACAUAAAUAUAAUAAGUUGUAUACUUCAAAUUGACCACAACUAAGCCCAAAAAGAGAUUGUAUUUUUCAAAAACAAGGAUUUCAUACCUUGAUUACAUUAAGACACGAUCACAUACAGUGAGCUCCAAAAGUAUUGGGACAAGUGACAAUUUUUGUUGUUGUGUUGGCUUUGUACUCCAGCACUUUGGAUUUUAAAUGAUACAACGACCAUGAGGUUAAAGAGCAGACUGUCAGCUUUAAUUUGAGGGUAUUUUCAUCCAUAUCGGGUGAACCGUUUAGAAAUGAAAGCACUUUUUGUACAUAGUCCCCCCAUUUUAGGGUACCAAAGUUAUUGGGACAAAUUUACUAAUGUGUAUUAAGUAGUCAAAAGUUUAGUAUUUGGUCCCAUAUUCUUAGAACGCAAUGAUUACAUCAGGCUUGUGACUCUACAAACUUGUUGAAUGCAUUUGUUUGUUUUGGUUUUCUUUCAGAUUAUUUUGAGCCCAAUAGAAAUUAAUGGUAAAUGAUGUAUUGUGUCAUUUUGGAGUCACUUUUUUAUUGUAAAUAAGAACAGAAUAUGUUUCUAAACACUUCUACAUUAAUGUGGACGCUACCAUGGUUACGUAUAAUCCUGAAUGAAUCGUGAAUAAUGAUGAGUGAGAAACUUACAGACGCACAAAUAUCACACCCUCAAGACAUGCUAACCUCUCACCAUUAGAACAACAGGGGGAGGUUAAUACCCUCAAGACAUGCUAACCUCUCACCAUUACAAUAACAGGGGGAGGUUAGCAUUUUGGGCCUCUGUUAGAUAUUUAUGCCUCUGUAACUUUCUCACUCACAAUUAUUCACGAUUCAUUCAGGAUUAUCCAUAAUCAUUGUAGCAUCCACAUUAAUGUAGACUUUUUUUUAGAAACAUUCUAUUCUUAUUUAGAAUAAAAGUGACUCCAAAAUGACACAAUACACAGUUCACCUGAUAUUAAUGAAAAUACCCUCAAAUUAAAGUGGACAGUUUGCACUUCAACCUCUUAGUCAUUGUAUCAUUUCAAAUCCAAAAGGUUGGAGUACAGAGCCAAAAAAAUAAAAAUAUUGUCCCAAUACUUUUCAUUUUUUAUUUAUUCCUGGGAAUACUUUGUGAACAGAUUUCCUAAAUGAACCAAAUUUUUAACUGACUUCCUGGUGUUUUUAGUAUUUUUUUGCCUGUUGACGACCCCUGCUCUACAGAGUUGGUGGUAUUGUAAUAUUGUGAAAAGGGUUCAGAGAUACUGUAGAAUGACAGUUGACCUGUUUUUUUUGUUUUGUUUCCCCAGCUCCUGCAGCAGCUGAAGCGUCUCAUCUGUGACCUGUGUCGGCUGUACAACCUGCCCCAGCACCCAGAUGUUGAGAUGCUAGAUCAGCCCCUCCCUGCUGGGCCCAUCAACCCAGAGCGCAAGGUAGGGCUCAUUCUAGAAUGAGAUUCUAUUUCUUUGGUAGGCUUGACAACCCCAUAUAAAUAUAAUCUGGAACUGGUGGACUCUGAUUUGAAUCACAUUUGCAGGCUGACCCCACAGUAUGAAAUCAGUGAAUAUUCAGUUGGUUUGAAUCACACUGUCAGUGGAAAUAAUGUCAGCUUCAAAUUAUGUAUCAGAUUUGAAUCUAAAUAUUGUGAUUCAAGGAUGGGGACAGCCCUAUCGCAAGGCAAGACUCUUAUUCUGGGCCUGAGUAACAUUCCAUAGCCCAUUGAAACAAUCAGAAAGGCAUGCCUUGUCUUUAAACUCACAAUCUAUUUUCUUUCUUUCCUUUUUCCUGUAUUUUUCCUUUAUAGCAUGGACCAGCGGAUGAAGUGACAUCCGAGGAGGAGGAGGAGGAAGAAAUGGGCGAG
Messenger RNA from Coregonus sp. 'balchen', 3741 nucleotides. The record is from the annotation of a GenBank genome assembly. NCBI's taxonomy places the organism in Eukaryota, Metazoa, Chordata, Actinopteri, Salmoniformes, Salmonidae.